UACCUGUUCCUUAGCAGGAAUAUUAAAAUGCUACACUUGCUUGGUCUGCAAAUAACCACCUGCAAAAUGUACCUGGAAGGGCAGAUCAGCCUUUCUAUGUUCCAAAGCAAGUCAUGGCCAGCAGUGUUGGGGUCCCUCCUGUGCAAACGUGGCAUGGCUCUGCUGGGAGGUUGUCGCUUUCCCCGGGGAAAGGAAAUUAAUGCUCGAAGACCUUUGAAUGUUGGUGUGGUUGGUACGAUAGAAUAUGGGAUAAUCUGAGGCAGAAGUCGUAAAGCUUUUUUUUUUUUUUUGGUAGGAAAGCAAAGGGGAGUAUUUCUGCACAGGCUUUGUUACCGCCCAAGCGCUUCCAGCUGUGCCCCAUACCUCCAAGUUGUAUGAAUUCUUCAGUGACCAAAUGCAUUAAGUAAUUUAAAAAUAGGGUCCUAAACCAGUCUGAAUUUGGGGAUUUCUCUGGCUGUGGUGUGCUGUGAGCAUGUUUGCUGUGGUGAGUCCCACCAGAGUCAAAGGUGCUGGAUGUGUCACGAAAAAAGAAAAAACCUGAAAAAGUUUAACCGGCAGCUUCCAGAUGCCCAUUUUCCACCUUCCCGACACGGCUGGUGUUCUUAAAACAUUGAUUUAAAAAAAAAAGAAAAAAAUCAGUUGUGCCGCGGCUCAGCGCCCCUUCCCCGGCGGCGGCCUGCGAGGGGGGGGUCCCACGGCCCGGGGGGGGUCCCACGGCCCGCGUGGGGCCGAUGCCCGCGGGCGGACCCGGCGGCGGGGGGCACGGGGGCCGCCCCCUCCCCGCGGAGCGCGGGCGGGGCGAGGCGGCGGCGGGGCCGCCCCCGGCGGUGGAGGCGGGCGGUCUCCCCCUCCGCGCCGCUCCGCGCCCCUCCGCGCCGCCGGUCUCCCCCAAGAUGGCCGCCGACGUGGGAUCGAUGUUUCGAUACCGGACGAGGUUUGAUGUCCGCCGCCGGCUCCAGGUGAUUGCACUUAGUAAGAGAAAUAAGGAGGCUGAGACGGCUUUCCUGAGCGUUUACAAGCAAUUAAUCGAAGCUCCAGGUAAGCAACGCGGUGGCGACCUGGCUGCCUAACGAGUUGCGUGCCGGCGCCAGUGCCGAGAGGAGCCAGCGAGGACCGCGGCAGCGCUGCCGGCCCCGUCCCCGGCGUGGCUGGCAUCGCCGACCUCCGCUCGCGCAUGGUGCUCUGGAAAUACCAGCCGAAGAGAGGAGUGGAAACAGCUUUUGCCAUCGCUGUGUUUCAGCCCCUGAGCCAAAUGCAUCUUGACAUUAGGAAAGGAAUACAUUUGCUCAGCCCUUGUAAUAACACUGCGGCUAUCCCCAGUUGUCUUUUUGACGACCCUGCUCCUGUGCUGGAGGCUGCCCGGAGCCUGGAGGACCGGCUGCAGCAGCUCCAGCGCCUCGAGCCUGAAACCGGCCCCCUGAAGGACCUCAGACACCCCUGGAAGAAGCACCCAGAGCUUAUCAGCACCAAAGAGCGCAGAGAGGAGACAUUGCCGGCGGCCAGGCUUGCGGCAGCGGCUGAGCCCCUGCUCUCCAGUAUCGACGGCAAAGCACUGUGCGCAGAAACCUUGCUGCAGAGAAAUGAGGCAGAAAAGCAAAAGGGGCUGCAGGAAGCACAGGUCACUUUGGCCACUCGGCUGGGGGAGGCAGAGGAGAAGAUCAAAGUGCUCCAUGCAGCGCUGAAGGCCACCCAGACAGAGCUGCUGGAGUUGCGGUGUAAAUAUGACGAAGAAGCUGCAUCCAAGGCAGAUGAAGUAGCCAUGAUCAUGACGAACCUUGAAAAAGCCAACCAGCGAGCGGAAGCGGCGCAGAGGGAGGUGGAGAGCUUGAGGGAGCAGCUGGCGGCCGUAAACAGCUCCCUCCGCCUGGCCUGCUGCUCCCCGCCAGGCGCUGCCGGGCAGGACAAAGUGAACUAUUCCAUGUGCUCAGGGUCGAGGCUGGAGGUGGCUCUGGCUGCCAAAGACCGGGAGAUCCUGCGGCUCCUAAAGGAUAUCCAACACCUCCAGAGCUCGCUGCAGGAGCUGGAGGAGUCCUCUGCCAACCAGAUCGCUGAGCUGGAGGGCCAGCUGGCUGCCAAGAACGAAGCCAUCGAGAAGCUGGAGGAGAAGCUGCAGGCACAGGCAGACUACGAGGAGAUCAAAACGGAGCUGAGCAUCCUGAAGGCGAUGAAGGUGGCCUCCGCCAGCUGCAGCCUUCCCCAGGCAAGUGCCAUGGCGUGUGCUGACAUGCUGGCAGGGCUGGGACACGUGUGCCAGCCCUGCCACUGGUGGCUCCGCCACCCUUUCCCAUCUCGGCUUGGCUUCUUGCAGAGCAUAUCGAAGGCAGAGGAGGCCCUGCUGCUGGGGAAGGAGACUUUCUACCCCUCCCAGAAGUACCUGCUGGAGAAGCCCAGCCUGCUGGCCAGCACUGAGGAGGAUCACUCUGAAGACGAGUCGGGAAAGGAUUCGCUGGGCAUGGAGCAGCCGUACCCAUCCCCCCAGCACGCCCCGGCAGACGAACCCGCCUCCCCCACUCCCGUCCCGCCUCUGCCUGGCCCUGGCCUGGCCCCCGACGGCCCCCGGACUUUCUCAUUGUCCCCCUUCCCAGGGGGUGACCGGCUUUCAGGGGACCCCAAGACCCCCCACCUCCCACCACCUGCCUACAAGAGUGAGAGUGCCAGCGGGGGGCCGCCCUUCCCCUCCACCUUCUUUGGGGCCAAAAGCAGUGCCAUGCCCCCCGGCACUGUGCCGGCUGCCAGUGCCACCAGCCCGCCCAGCGAGCCAUCCGAGAGCAGCACCAGCAGCUCUGCUGAGGAGGAGCAGCUGGACACGGCCGAAAUCGCCUUCCAGGUGAAGGAGCAGCUGCUGAAGCACAACAUCGGGCAGAGGGUCUUCGGGCAUUACGUGCUGGGGCUGUCGCAGGGCUCCGUCAGCGAGAUCCUGGCCCGGCCCAAGCCCUGGCGCAAGCUGACAGUAAAGGGAAAGGAGCCAUUCAUCAAGAUGAAGCAGUUCCUCUCCGAUGAGCAGAACGUGCUGGCCCUGAGGACUAUCCAGGUGCGCCAGAGAGGUAGUAUUACGCCGCGGAUCAGAACGCCAGAGACCGGCUCUGACGAUGCCAUCAAAAGCAUCCUGGAGCAGGCGAAGAAGGAGAUCGAGUCACAGAAGGGGGGUGAACCCAAAACGCCAUCAGCAUCACAGGCGCUGGCCAAUGGGUCGAGCGGCAGCAGCUCGGAGGACGCCAUCAAGAGCAUCCUGGAGCAGGCGCGGCGGGAGAUGCAGGCACAGCAGCAGGCACUGCUGGAGAUGGAGUCGGGGGGCAGCGGGUGCCCUGGGGACACACCACCCACCGAGCGCUCCACGCUGGCUGCCGUCAACCAGAACAUUGUCCCGACCUUUGUCAAGCAGGAGGAGGGGAGCGGGGCCAGCCCCGGCCCCCCACAGACACCCCUGGCUGUCCUCUCACCUGCUGCCUUCGUCCAGAGCAUCAUCCGGAAGGUGAAGUCGGAGAUCGGUGAUGCUGGCUCCUACUUCGACCAGCACUGGGCAUCAGAGCGGAGCCUGCUCAGCCGACCCUACACCUCCGUCUCGCCUUCGCUCUCCUCAUCCUCCUCAAGCUACUCCAGCAUGGCCAACGGCCGGGGCUGGCAGCGAGGUGAGCCUGGCGAGGGUGGUGCCAAUGAGGAUGAGCUGCCACCUGCAGAUGAUGACCCCCACCGGCUGACGGAGAUGAAGACGGAGGGAGCCGGCACGGAGCCAGCAGCUGGCAGUCGUCUCUCCUACUAUCCUGCCUAUGUGCCACGGACCCUGAAACCUACUGUUCCACCACUGACGCCAGAGCAGUACGAGAUGUACAUGUACAGGGAGGUGGACACACUGGAGCUGACCCGGCAGGUCAAGGAAAAGUUGGCCAAGAACGGCAUCUGCCAGAGGAUCUUCGGAGAGAAGGUGCUGGGCCUGUCCCAGGGCAGCGUGAGUGACAUGCUGUCACGGCCCAAGCCAUGGAGCAAGCUGACACAGAAAGGUCGGGAGCCCUUCAUCCGCAUGCAGCUCUGGCUGACCGACCAGCUGGGCCAAGGCAUCAGCCAGCAGCCAGCCCCCUCUCAGGCCAGCCUGGCGGAGCCCCAGCCGUCCCCCUCACCACCCCCCAGCCCCACUGAGCAUGAGAAGGGCUGCCAGGAGCCCCUCACCCUGGCCUUGGAGAGCAGCAAAGAAAACCAGCAGCCUGAGAGCCGGUCAACGCCUGCACUGGGUGGGAAGAUGUACCCCAACAAUCAGGGACCUGUGGGCAUACAGGAGAUCGUCGCCAUGUCCCCCGAGCUGGACACCUACUCCAUCACCAAGAAGGUCAAGGAGGUCUUGACGGACAACAAUUUAGGCCAGCGGCUGUUCGGGGAGAGCAUCCUGGGCCUGACGCAGGGCUCGGUGUCCGAUCUCCUCUCCAGGCCCAAGCCGUGGCACAAGCUGAGCCUGAAGGGGAGGGAGCCCUUCGUCCGCAUGCAGCUCUGGCUCAACGACCCCCACAACGUGGAGAAGCUGCGCGACAUGAAGAAGCUGGAAAAGAAAGCCUACCUGAAACGUCGGUACGGGCUGAUGAGCGCCGGCUCAGACAGCGAGUCCCCCAGUACCCGCUCUGAGUGCACCAGCCCCAGUCUGCAGCCGCAGGACCUCAGCCUCCUCCAGAUCAAGAAGCCACGGGUGGUGCUGGCCCCAGAGGAGAAGGAAGCCCUGAAGAAAGCCUACCAGCUGGAGCCCUACCCCUCCCAGCAAACCAUCGAGCUGCUCUCCUUCCAGCUUAACCUCAAGACCAACACCGUCAUCAACUGGUUCCACAACUACAGGUCGCGGAUGCGCCGGGAGAUGCUGGUGGAGGGCACGCAGGACAAUGACACAGACCCGGACCCAGACCAGAGUGGCGGGGCGGCCAUCCCUGGGCGCCGGGCCCCCCACAGCCCUGAUUCGGACGCCGAGGAGCGUAAACCUGUGUUUGGGGGGGGUGAGCACCCCUGCGCUGCUGUGCCCAUGAAGGUGAAGGAAGAGCAAGGGGAGGCGGGCAGCUGGGGCCGCCGGCGGGACUCACGCAGCCCGGCCGGGGCGGCCGAGGGGACCGGACCUCCCCAGGAGGAGCGGGGAGCAGCCCCCCAUGCCGCUGCCCCCAGUGCCAGCAGCCUCCCGCGGCGGGGGGGCCGUGCCAGUGCCACCGGGGGACCCGCACCACCACCACUGCCGCACCCUGACAGCUCCCAGUCCUCUGCGGGGUCGUCCCGUUGCAGUUUGGAGGUCUCCCCGACAUCGCCCUCAGCAGCCUCCUCGCCUGGCCUCGCCGGCUCAGCCUCACCGGGGCCAUCCUCCGCCGGGCCGGUUUCACCAGCGCUCCCACCAGCCCCCGGCCCGCGGCUCAGCACCAGCGUCCAGCGGCGCCACGAGAAGAUGGCCAACCUCAACAACAUCAUCCACCGCCUGGAGCGGGCCGCCAACCGCGAGGAGGCCCUCGAGUGGGAGUUCUGAGUCCCCCCGACGCCCUAAAUAUAUAUACACACCCAUAUAUAUAUAUUUUGUUAAAUGCAGCGUGCACUGAGAGGCAAGAGGCAGCCGGUGCGACGGAGGGGAGCACCCAUGGAAAGGGGGGGCCCCUGCUACAAAGCCACCCCCCUGCUUUGUUUUAAAUGUGAAAAACUGGGAACAAUUUUAGAAAAGAAAAGAAAAAAAAAAAACAAAAAAUAUUUAUAGACCUCUUUUAGAUAUUUUAAUAAAAGGAUACUUUGGAAUUUAUUAACAGCUUAAGCUGCUUUGAUAUUAAAGAUAGAUAUAAAAUCAAGAUGAUGUAGCAGUCGUGUCAUUAAAUGUACACUGAAGUCUUGUAGUUUGCCACUGGAUGAGAUUAAAAAAAAAUCAGACAAAAAUGCCCCACAGAAAAGACUUAUUGAGCAAAGCCAUCAAGAAGCACUAUGAGACUGACCAAAUGUAAGAAACUUUCGCCGAGCAGAUUCCAUCUCUGUCUGUAAGACACUGCAUCGCUUCUGCCCCAGCCAGAGACUGCGUCAUAGUCCCUGAAGACUCUAAAGCAAAAACCUUGAUGCCAUCGAGUAUGUAUUUAGUUCUGGUGGUUUAUGUUUUUUGAAACCUUUGUAACACAGAAUGUCCCGUGCGGUUGUGUAUGUUGUAGAAAUGUCUGCAAUAGCCUUCUGGAACAAGAUGUAGCAUGGUCUGAAUGCCGUCCCUUGCGCUUCCUCCAGCCAGCAACCGGUGGCAGCCCCUUCCAGCUGGCGAAGUGCAGCUCCUUCCAGGUCCCAAAGGAAGAGAAAAAAUAAUACAAAAACAAAGCAAGCAACCUGUGCUUGCGAAUUUGGGAGCAAGAUGAGAAGCGGUACCUGGGUGUGAUGCUUGGGGACAGCUCUGGCUCGCUGGGGAUGGACACUCAUGGGAUCCUGGUUCCCCGUGCUCUGCCAUUGUCCAUUUGGGAAAGAAAAAGAGAUGGCGCCUCUGAGCUUAGCUCCUGGGGCACUAGUGCUUGGGGACAAGCACCCAAAAAUCAUCAGCCACCUGCUCCCAGGGGGCCAAACAAUGCUUGGGGUUGCUCCCAGCAGCACAGCCAGCUCUUGCAGCUGAAGCACUUUUGUUUAGGGAGAGUGCCCGGGCAGGAGGAGUAUCCCCUUGCCAUGGCUGUGUCCCCAGGCGAUGGCUGCUGGUGAAGCCAGGAUAAGUCCUGGGGUGUCAUGCCAGGAUCCUGCCUGAAUUGGACAAGCUCAGACUGAAUUGGGCAAAGCACCAUCGAGCUUUGACUUUCCAGGGCUGACCCCUGUAAAGGCACAGGAGCUCAGCAGUGGCACCAUCCCCACUGUGGCAUGCUCCCCGCCACCUCCCCGAUCCCACCACCACCACCAGCUGGCCUCUGCUAAUGACAUGCCUUUAAACAACAUGGGGUGGCCUGUGCUGGGCUGCUCUGCCCUGUCCCCUGCCUGCACGGCAUCAGCCAUCACCCACCAAGUCCACCACUGUCGAGAGGGCUCCCCUGCCAGGCUCUGAGGCUAUGCAUCGACUAAUUUUCCACUGUAUACAUUUUUAUCAGAAUAGAAGGUAUUUUUAUACUUGGGUGGUAGUCGAUGACCAAUGCUAAAAGCGGCUCUGUGAAGGCACAGCUCUCCUUGCCCACCUGCCCUGACCCAGCGAGCCCCAGCUUGCCCACGGCCGCUCUUUUCCCUGCCACCGUGCUGCAGAAGGUCGAGGCGCGACCAUUGACUGCUCUUCUCUGUCGUGUGCUAGCAGGAGCUUUAGUGGAACGGGAUUCAAGGAAGCACUUAGGAUAGUCUUUAACACAGCAAUCCUGUUGUAUUAAAGCUAGCGGGACAUACCGGUCACGUUUUUGUUAGGCUCAUGUACUGUACUUCAAAAGUUUCUAUGAGAUCGAUGAACUUUGUUUAACAAUUUUGGAAGGAACAAGUUCUGUAAAGAGCCACUAAAUACAGAAGUUGGAUACGA
Phalacrocorax carbo (great cormorant) is the source of this 7453-nucleotide messenger RNA. NCBI's taxonomy places the organism in Eukaryota, Metazoa, Chordata, Aves, Suliformes, Phalacrocoracidae. The record is from RefSeq and is a predicted model, not a curated record.